GUCGAACAUGGCUGCGUCCGUCGCGACUCUGUGCUUGAGAUCUUGUGGUAGAAUCAAUAAUGUCAACUAUAAUGCACGAUUUAAUUUACGUGGUGCUAAGCGCUUGUUUUGUUCCACCUUCGACAAACCAGAGAGUGUCAAGAAAAGGGAGUUCACAGACCCUGAAGUUCAGGACAUUUUGACCAGAAUCACAGGGCUGGACUUGUAUAAAGUGUUUCGGCCAGUCAAGCAGGAGCUAAAACCACCAAAGUAUAAACUUAUGACGGAUCAUCAGUUAAAGGAGGCAGUGUAUAAGGCAGAGGAACACGCCCAGACGUUGUUAGAGAUGCCUCCGGUCUUACCAGAAAGGAAACCCAUCGAGGACGUUCUGUCUGAAGAUAAAAUACUUGAAGGCAUGGACACGGCCAAAUACGUCUUCACUGACAUUACCUACAACAUCCCACACAGAGAGAGGUUUAUCGUCGUGAGAGAGCCAAGUGGGACGUUGAGAAAAGCAUCAUGGGAGGAGAGAGACCGACUCGUACAAGUUUACUUCCCAAGGGAAGGCCGCAAGCUCACCGUGCCACCUAUCUUUAAAGAAGAAAACCUCAAGAUCGUGUUUGAUCAGUACAGACAUGAGGAUGUUCUGCACUACUGUCUUGUCCAGUUUGAACCAGACUCUGCAGAAUUUAAGAAGGUGCAUGCGCUGACCUACGAGGACAUUGUAAAGCAUGAGAAAUAUGAGCUGCUUAGAUCCACAUGCUUUUUCGGGGGUCUUGUUUGGUACCUGAUCGACACCCGUAGAAUCGACGGACUGCUGGCAGAAUUUCUGCAGAAAGAUGGGCUACAGGAUGCUGUAAAUUUGGUGCAUCUGUUUAAUCUGGUGCAUCCACAAAGUGACUCCGCUAUACAAUCUCAGAGCCAAACGGCCACCGGUAUUGACCUGCUUAAGGUCUAUGUUGAUUGUGAAUCACAAAGACCUGGAUUAAUAAAGCUGGCUUUGCAGAGUUAUGAACAGGCACCUGAAAAAGCAUCUGCUUAGAUGGAAAUUGAAUUGAAUAUUGAAUUUUGUUACAUACUGUACAUGCUUUAAAUAUUGCAACAACAUACACCAAGAUAUGAGCUGAUGUGGUAGAACAUGACAUUUCGUUCUUAAAAAACUGUUAAUAAAGUUGCAGCUAUCUAAAAUCUAUAA
Trichomycterus rosablanca is the source of this 1174-nucleotide messenger RNA. RefSeq names its product mitochondrial ribosomal protein S22 (gene mrps22). Gene Ontology annotation, cellular component: mitochondrial small ribosomal subunit. Gene Ontology annotation, molecular function: structural constituent of ribosome. The record is from RefSeq and is a predicted model, not a curated record. The transcript is spliced from 8 exons. Bases 8 to 1021 code for a protein of 337 amino acids. NCBI's taxonomy places the organism in Eukaryota, Metazoa, Chordata, Actinopteri, Siluriformes, Trichomycteridae.